AUGACUUCUUACGAGCAAGCUCUGCGCCACAACCAAUGGUCUAUCCCCGCUAUGAAUGCGAUCUCCUGCAUCCUUCGCACCAAGGAGCUAUUCCCCAAAGCGAUCGAGUACCUCCAAAAUAUCCUCAAGUUGGAUCCCACCAAUGGAGAGACCUGGGGCAGCCUGGGUCACUGCCAUCUGAUGAUGGACAACCUGCAGGAGGCCUACACAUCCUAUCAGCAGGCCUUGUAUCACCUGCGCGACCCGAAAGAACCGAAGCUGUGGUACGGAAUCGGAAUACUGUAUGAUCGCUACGGAUCUCUCGAUCAUGCCGAGGAGGCUUUCUCCCAGGUUAUGCGCAUGGCUCCCGAAUUCGAAAAGGCCAAUGAAAUCUAUUUCCGCCUCGGUAUCAUAUACAAGCAGCAGCAAAAAUUCCAGCAGAGUUUGGAAUGUUUCAAAUUCAUUAUUGGCCACGUUCACGAGCAGCAGAAGGACUUUGAGUCCGCUCAGGCUGCUUACCGCCGUGUUCUCGACCGGGAUCCCAAUCAUGCCAAGGUACUUCAGCAGCUGGGAUGGCUCUACCACCAGCAGAGCAACAGCUACGCCAGCCAGGACAAGGCCAUUGAGUUUCUGGAGAAGUCCGUCAGUGCAGACAACAACGAUUCUCAGAGCUGGUAUCUUCUCGGUCGCUGUUACAUGUCGCAGGCCAAGUACCCCAAAGCCUACGAAGCUUAUCAGCAGGCCGUCUACCGGGACGGUCGCAACCCCACAUUCUGGUGCUCGAUCGGAGUUCUUUACUACCAGAUCAACCAGUAUCGCGAUGCGCUCGAUGCCUACUCUCGAGCGAUUCGCCUGAACCCUUACAUAUCCGAAGUUUGGUAUGAUCUGGGUACUUUGUACGAAUCUUGUAACAACCAGAUCGCCGACGCUCUCGAUGCCUAUGGACGCGCAGCGGACCUUGAUCCGACCAAUGUCCACAUCAAGGCUCGUCUGCAGCUGCUCCAGAGUCAACUGUCAGGCUCUGGCCAGCAAGGUAAUGCCCCGGCACCUCAGCCGCAGGAUGUCCAUCCUCAAGCCUACCAGGCACCAGGUGUGGGUGCUCCCCCAGCUCCUCAAUGGGGUGCUCCCGCGCCAGUUGGUCCGACUCCCCAGGCACCCGCUCCGCCUCGACAGAUCGCAGAUUGGAACCGUGGUAUCAAUGACAUCCAGUCGCAGCCGUCCGUUCCACCGGCCAACGGUGUUGAGCCGCGCGACGCCGUCCGCGCUCCUGGCGCUCCUCCGCAAACCAGCCCUCGUCAAGAGCCUGGUCGGGCCUUCCCUGAUCCCCGCGGUGGCGCUCCUCCUCGUUCACCCAAGAUGGGUGGCCCAGGGGCUUACCCGCCCGCCCACACUUUGCCCCAGCUGGGAAACGCGCCGUCCUCUAGUCAUGAACGUGCUUCCAGUGGUAGCUUCGGCCGAGCGGGACCUCUUCCGCCUGCUCCUGGUGGCGCCCCCGCCCCCGCUCCUGCUGGUCCUAACGGCGGUCCGGCUAGCAGUGGUGCUGCUCCCUACCACCGUCCGUUCACUCCUCCCACUGAGAUUCGGCCCAUCCGCGAUGAGCGACCUUCCUCUCCUGGCUCGACUUACCCCCACCAACAGUACCACCACGGCCCUAGCGCGCCUACUCCAGGUGGUAACUCCACUGGCAUCGCAUCGGGCGCGCCUGCACCCGCCGCGGCGGCGGCAGCUGCUGAGGCCGCUGCCCGUGAGCGUGGUGAGGAUCGCCCCACCUCUGCGAUGAAGCGUGGCCGUGAAUGGGAGAGCGAGGGUCCUGUGAAGAAGCAGGCCAACGACGAGAACCGAGCACGAAUGGACGACCAGAGUGCCCGCCGUGUCAGCCCCCCUGCCCGCUUGCCGUCUCCUGGUGAGAUGCAGCGACGCAGCUCCUCGGAGGCCCGCCGUGAGGAUGCCCGUCGGGCCAACGACAACUACCACCCUUCAGAGGCCGCUCAUCAUCCCCCCUACUCUCCCGUCUAUCCAGAACAUGCCACCCCACUCCUCCACGGGACCUAG
Molecule: messenger RNA, 2031 nt
Organism: Penicillium maclennaniae
Lineage: Eukaryota; Fungi; Ascomycota; Eurotiomycetes; Eurotiales; Aspergillaceae
Product: tetratricopeptide repeat protein
Exons: 3
Coding region: 1-2031 (676 amino acids)
Biological process (GO): regulation of gene expression
Molecular function (GO): protein binding; chromatin DNA binding; RNA polymerase II cis-regulatory region sequence-specific DNA binding
Source: RefSeq, a predicted model, not a curated record